CGUCGAUCACGUGUGCGGGGAAGCAAACACCGCAUACGGGGCCGUUAGUAGCGCUCGGCGUAUGAAGAUUACAUAUCCAACCAACCGUUGCUCGGAGUACGCGGGCUGAUUAAUUCCCAAUGGGCAAAACCCCUCUUUACUUGGGUUUUCUCCCUCGGAUAUAUUCUUCCUGCGCGUCCUAUAAUUAUAGAAAGAGUUGCAGGCUUUUCUUUUGUUCAUUUUCUUCUAGACCAGAUCUCUCCACUCUCACUAUGACAGGUCCGCAGAUUCCCGAUCCCCCACAUGUCCAGGCGGAUUCAAUGCUCGCACGCAGGUUUGGAAAGGAGACGGUGAACUACUUCUCUAGUUCACCGUUGAAUCGUCUCUCUUUUCUCCGUACCGAACAUCCCUUCCUUUCCGCUGCCAUCAAGCACCCUGGCACGCGCUUCCUGCUCCUCAAGGACCUUGCACCUCUGGCAAGAUCACCUUCUGAGCUGUAUUUUGCGCACUAUGACGAAGUCAAGAGCAUCGUCCGUCCGGACAUCUACGACAAGUCUGAAGAAGAGAUGCUCAAGGAGUAUGACUCGCGCAAAACCGACCCACAACUGAUCUUCCUCGGUGUGGACGAGGAGCGCAAGAACAAUGCUAUGAGCUGGAAGAUCUACAGUGGUGUUCCAUAUUUCGCUUUGGAUCUCAGUGCUAGAGGAUCAGAGGAGCAGCAGGCGCACGCCAAAUCGAUCGUUGAAGCUCUGGAGGCCAAAGGAACCAAGUUCCUGCAAUCGCGCAUGAUCAUGACCCUGCCUGCGGAUGAAGCCGCGAUCUUUGCCCAGGCUCGCGCCCUCAUGGACUGGAACAUGCGCAACACCUUCUGUGGUACCUGCGGUCAUACUACGUUGUCUGCGAAUGCGGGCGCCAAGCGGGUUUGUCCGCCCACGGAUGCUGCGCGCGCAGCAAAAGGGAAGCCUAUCGAACGACCGCCAUGCAAUACACGGACGACAAUUUCCAAUCUCUCUUUCCCCCGUACUGACCCUACUAUCAUCGCCGCCGUACUCUCAGCCGAUGGAAAGCGGAUUCUCCUGGGCCGCUCGAAACGCUUUCCACCAAACUGGUACUCGACUCUGGCAGGGUUCGUCGAACCAGCUGAAUCUGUCGAGGAUGCCGUCCGACGUGAAGUCUGGGAAGAAGCAGGAGUUACGCUAUCGCGUGUUGUGAUCCAUUCGUCUCAACCCUGGCCAUACCCCGCGAACCUGAUGAUAGGAGCCAUUGCGCAGGUCAGUGACCCGGCCCACGAGACGAUUAGCCUCGCACAUGACCCUGAGCUGGAAGAUGCUCGAUGGUUCGAAAUUCCUGAGGUCGAAGAAGCCCUUAGAACAGGCACCAGCGCCUUGGGUGACCCUCCGGGUCCGGAAUACAAAGAGGGCAGCCUCAGAAUUCCUCCCCCUACGGCCAUCGCAAACCAGCUCAUUCAAGCUGCAAUUAAUUCGGAAUAUGUAUCGGGAGAGAAGACAUCGAAGAUGUAGAGGAUGUUUUCUUUCUUGACCUGAAACAUGGCAGUAUAUAGGCGCAUGCUUGUUCCCAACUGAUUGAGGACUUAGGCUGUGGCCAUAUAAAAUAGUUCACGUUAUAUGUAGGAGUUGUGUGGGGAGUCCGGGGAGUCCGGGGGCCGAGGUGACUGACAGGUCUGAUGGCGUUCUGAAGGAGAGUUCAUGCAUAAGAUUGCACCGAUAUAUAGAUAUGUCCUCGUUAUAGACUAGGCUAUAAAUCACGACAGUCGAUGACAGACA
Molecule: messenger RNA, 1763 nt
Organism: Paecilomyces variotii
Lineage: Eukaryota; Fungi; Ascomycota; Eurotiomycetes; Eurotiales; Thermoascaceae
Product: NADH pyrophosphatase I of the Nudix family of hydrolase
Exons: 3
Coding region: 120-1499 (459 amino acids)
Biological process (GO): NADP+ catabolic process; NAD+ catabolic process
Cellular component (GO): cytosol
Molecular function (GO): NADH pyrophosphatase activity; metal ion binding
Source: RefSeq, a predicted model, not a curated record